This is a messenger RNA of Pseudomassariella vexata, 725 nucleotides long. RefSeq lists its product as uncharacterized. Bases 458 to 700 code for a protein of 80 amino acids. The record is from RefSeq and is a predicted model, not a curated record. Lineage: Eukaryota; Fungi; Ascomycota; Sordariomycetes; Amphisphaeriales; Pseudomassariaceae. The transcript is spliced from 2 exons.
AUUAUUGUUUAUCCUUGGUGUAUGCGAGUUUGACAGUUCCACUUUCUGUUUGCUCCUCCCAGUGCAUACUUGCGGCAGGUAGCCAGCAAGGAUGCGCCGUAAUGUUGCUGGUCCCAAGGAGAGUUUCCUCAAUGCAGCGGGUAUGCGUGUACUAUGCCGGGAUUUCGGGUUUCGGCAGACCAUUUUGUUAAAAUGACGAUGACUAUAAGCUGUGGCAGAAGAAAUCGUAUUUGUCAACAGCGGUAGUGACCAAGUACUAUAGAGUAUAGAGCUUGACAUUUAUUUCCCCAACCGGGUUCCCGGGUUCCUUGCUUCUGAACAUGAGCAAAACCGGCUAGGCGCUUCGGGAAAUUUGUAUACGUCGUGACCACAGUUUGUCUCAGACAGUUACGUGCAUGAGCUAGUCUAGGCAAUAGAUUGACAACAUCAUGACUUUGACCCUGAGGCUCAGCCCCGAAUGCUCAGCUCGUGGCAUCGAAAUAUGAUUCGCCAUCAUAUCGUAUUCGCAGUUGAUCUGUGUUUUCUGUCAAGUCUGGAGGUGGUGCUUGGUUGCAAAGUCGAGUUGGUGGGUGAGAUUUUUUGGGGAGAGACCCUUGACAAGCUUGACUUUUUCAUGAGCUUCACCUGGACUAGACAUGAAUGUCCACAUGACAAACUGCAUCAUUCACUGCAACUUGCCGCAAAACCAGGGCGGAUUUGAAAACGUUAAUUCGACGAGUCUAUCG